This is a messenger RNA of Lipotes vexillifer (Yangtze River dolphin), 878 nucleotides long. RefSeq names its product leukocyte receptor cluster member 1 (gene LENG1). Bases 11 to 799 code for a protein of 262 amino acids. The transcript has 4 exons. The record is from RefSeq and is a predicted model, not a curated record. Lineage: Eukaryota; Metazoa; Chordata; Mammalia; Artiodactyla; Lipotidae.
CUACGGCGCCAUGAAUAUCUUACCCAAGAAGAGCUGGCACGUCCGGAACAAGGACAAUGUCGCCCGCGUGCGGCGUGACGAGGCCCAAGCCCGGGAGGAGGAGAAAGAGCGUGAGCGGAGGGUGCUGCUCGCUCAGCAAGAGGCCCGCACAGAAUUCCUACGGAAGAAAGCCAGGCAUCAGAACUCACUACCUGCGGCUGAAGCAGCAGCAGCAGGAGCCCCAAGCUGUUCUGGCCCUGUGGAUCUGUUUCGAGAGCUGCUGGAAGAAGGGAAGGGGGUGAGCAGAGGCAAUAAAGAGUACGAGGAAGAGAAGCGACGAGAGAAAGAGAGGCAAGAGAAGGCUCUGGGCAUCCUGACGUACCUGGGCCAGAGUGCAGCGGAAGCCCAGACUCAGCUCCCUUGGUACCAGCUCCCCCCAAGUCGGGGCGGCCCCCCGUCUGGUCCAGGACCAGAUGAGAAGAUCAAGAACCGCCUGGACCCUCUGGGGGAGAUGCGGAAACAUUUGGGGAAGAAGAGAAAGCACAGUGGUGACAGUGGCAGUCACAGCAGAAAGGAAAAGGAGGGACCUGAGAAGCGACCCAAAGAGCCCCCGUCCCUGGACCAGCUUCGAGCUGAACGUCUCCAGCGGGAAGCGGCCGAGAGGGCUCGGGCAGAGGCCCUGCUGGCCCGGAUCGGAGGCACGGCAGCCCAGGAGGAUCAGCCAGAAGAGGUGGACGAUCGGCGGAGGCGGUACAACUCCCAGUUCAACCCCCAGCUGGCCCGGCGCCCCCGCCAGCAGGAACGCCCCCUGGCUCACUGACUCAGGGGGUACAGGAGAGGCCGCUGCUGCCAGCCGUCAUAUAAAACUAUUUAUUCAUAAAUAUUUUCCAAAAUGAAAA